This is a messenger RNA of Cuscuta epithymum, 1774 nucleotides long. The record is from the annotation of a GenBank genome assembly. Lineage: Eukaryota; Viridiplantae; Streptophyta; Magnoliopsida; Solanales; Convolvulaceae.
GUUUUUUUGUAGUGUUAGUAAUCUUUAUAUUUUAUAUUUGCUUAAUAAACAAAUUUAAAGCUAAAGGAUAUUUUGUUUCAUUUUAAUUUGUGAAGUGGAGGAUGAGUUGAUGGAUACUUGUGAAUUGAACUCAUUAAGGCUGAGUGUGGUGGGUGAGGUGCAGGGAAUAUGAUAGAUUUGAGUGGUUAUGGAUAGGCAAUCAAGCUCGUAAGUAGGUCAAAAAGCCUUUGUUUCAUGCCUUGAAGGUCAAUACACGCUGCGCGAUAUAGAUAGUGGCAAACAUAUUAGUACUUUUUCUCUACUUUUAAUUCUUACUACCUAAUCAUUGACUAUAAUUGGAAAGCAUUACCGGGCAACAAUAGUUCGGAAGUUACCAAAAUACUACAAAGUACUUUUUUCCAUAAGAAUUUAAAAGAAGAGGAAAUACAAGUAUACAACAAUAUAAAAUACUAGACAUCCUGCUUCAUUUUUAUCACUUCAUGUAUAUGCUAUGUUUUGCUGUUUCAAACCAUUCACAUUGUCUGUAUUUCAGGGGAAACUUAAAAAAAAAAAAGAGCAAAUGUUCCAUUUGAUAUGCUGUGAGUUCCCUAUGUUAGAUAUAUCAGCAAUAAAGGAGGACUAUGAUUCUGUGACAAUAGAGGAGUAUAAUUCUGUUCCAAAGCAAUGUGAAGUGAAGAAAAGCGAUGCAUAUUGUGCACAGACAACUGGUGCAUCUGUGGAUGUGAGAAUAGUGGAGUGUAAUUCUGUUCCAAAAGUAUGUGAAAUGAAGAAAAGCAAUGCAUAUUGUGUAGAGGCAACUGGUGCGUCUGUGGAUGUGGAUUCAAGCAUCAGUCUUGUAUAUGGAUACUGUCAAAAGCUUGGACACAAGUACGAAUAAUUCUUGCGGAGCACCUAUUUGUUCGCCGCCCUGGCGGAAGAAUGGAUUAGGGAGAAUGGCGGACGGUUCAGUAUGACUUGGUGAGGCGGUAGAGGGUUUCUGUGACCUUUGCAGUUUGGGAAGGUGGAAGAUGCUUCGAUCACAUAUGGGGAUUGGUAGGGAAAUGUAUAUUCUGUUUUCUAAGGGUUACUAAUUUAUGUCUGUUGUGGAUUUAGUUUUAGGCCGGUCAAAUUAUGUACUCCCUCCGGUUCUUUUUAAACUUCACACUUUCCUUUUUGGGACGGUCCAAAAUAAACUUCACACUUACUUCUUUCCUUAUUUGGCAAAGAAAUCUACAUCAAAACAGUGUUAAACAGUGCUAAACAGUGCCAAACAGUGUCUGAACAGUGCCAAACAGUGUCUCAACAGUACCAAACAGUAUCUCAACAGUGUACUCUACAGUAAAGUCAAAUUUAUUUCCUUAAUUAAUGUGAAGUCAAACUGUGAAGUUUAAAAAGAUCCGGAGGGAGUAAUUAUUUUUAGUAGGGUUUCUUUGUGUCUGUCUAUACUUUUCAUUGAUCUACUGCGGAAGAUGAGACAAGAAGAUGGCAAGAAGAAAGCUUUUGAAUCACUCAUUUGGGAUUGCAUGCCGAAGGAUAAGAAGGGGAGAGGACCACCAAGGAUUUUGGAUUCCACCCACAACAUUGAAGAAGCUAUUAGGAGCUAUUUGAUGAUAGUCAUGUGGUUGAAAUUGACAAGUCUAUAACGUGGUGUUUUAGAUAUGAUUUGAGAGCAUAUUCCAGUUUGUAAUCUCAGAUUACGAGUGCAAGUGGUGUAACUUGAUUGAGAAUUCGAAAUUUAUUAAUUAUCUGUUCAUGAAGGUUUUGCUUAAUCAAGUUGUCUCCGGUCCUUGUGAUU